Messenger RNA from Soboliphyme baturini, 462 nucleotides. The record is from the annotation of a GenBank genome assembly. NCBI's taxonomy places the organism in Eukaryota, Metazoa, Nematoda, Enoplea, Dioctophymatida, Soboliphymatidae.
AUCAAGGCCCAGACCACUGCGUUCUUGCAGGGCGUUUCGUCUGUGAUUGAUUUAGACUGGUUGCUAAUGUUUGAUUGCCACGAGUUGCAGAUCCUUGUAGCUGGAGAUGAAGGCGAGAUCGACAUCGAAGAUCUAAGGCGUAAUACUAUUAUAGUACUUUUAGACUUUACAGAAGAUCAUCCGGGUAUCCAUAUGUUCUGGUCAGUAGUCAGAUCUUUUACAGAAGAACAGAAGAAAAAGUUGCUUAAAUUUGUCACGAGCUGUUCUCGACCGCCUCUGCUUGGAUUUAAAGACCUGUAUCCUUCGUUUUGCAUUCAGUUAUUGCCUAAUGUGAAUAACAGGCUUCCAACAUCUGCAACUUGCAUGAAUCUGCUGAAGUUACCUUAUUUCAACGAUGAGCAGACAUUGCGGGAGAAAUUACUUUAUGCCAUUGACUUCGAUUCUGGUUUCGAGCUUAGUUGA